Molecule: messenger RNA, 692 nt
Organism: Dermacentor silvarum
Lineage: Eukaryota; Metazoa; Arthropoda; Arachnida; Ixodida; Ixodidae
Product: sodium channel protein type 4 subunit alpha B-like
Exons: 3
Coding region: 21-665 (214 amino acids)
Biological process (GO): neuronal action potential; membrane depolarization during action potential; sodium ion transmembrane transport
Cellular component (GO): plasma membrane; voltage-gated sodium channel complex
Molecular function (GO): voltage-gated sodium channel activity
Source: RefSeq, a predicted model, not a curated record
GCGUGGCCUUCUCCGUCGAAAUGGCCAUCAAGCUGUCCGCGCGGGGCUGGUCCUUCUUCCACAAGAAGUUCUCGAUUCUCGACCUGGGCGCCGUGGCCUGCAGCAUCGCCUCCGACUUGCUGGUGCUGCUCCGCUACGAAUUGGGCGUUCGCACGCGCUUUCUCAGGCUGUUCCGGCUGGUGUACGUGGCUCGCACGUGGGACACGCUCUUCUACAUGCUCAACAUGAUGCUUUCGCUGCUGAAGCCGCUGCUCAACCUGCUCCUCGUCAUCAUGCUCGUGGUCGUGGCGUUCGCCGUCGCCGCCGAAGACAUCUUCGACGCUGGAGACCGUGAGCCGGAGUCGCGGUGGAACAGCAGUGACUUUCUGCACAGCGUGCUGCUCAUGGUGCGCCUUUUCUGCGGCGAUAUGUUCGAUCCGCUGGUCAACUGCUUCCACGAGGGCCACGGCAGGCUCCGAUGCGUCGCCUUUUACAGCAGCGUCUUCUUCGUCGGCAACUACGUGCUGCUCAACGUCUUUCUCGCCUUCCUGCUCAGCAGCUUCAACGUCGACAGGAUCGUCGAGAGGAACUCACCCGGAGAAAUCCUCUUCGAGAAGAUCGUGUGCAAAUGCAAGUCCUGGUGCAAGAACAGCUGGAAGCGCUUGUGGGUGCGUUCACCUUACUGACACUUGAGUGAUGACCGUGGAGCAAGG